GGUGUGCACCACUACUCCUAACAAUUUUGAAAUAUUUUAAGACAGUUGAAUAAAUCUGAAUUUGAAUAAUUGUAAUUUUUCUUUUUGGCAGUGAUGGUGUUAUUUGGAGAAUGUUCUUAAGGGAUACAUAUUGAAUACUUGAAAUAAAGCGUUUUUUUGUUUAUAAUUUCCAAAAUUGACCUUAAUUAGUCUGAGAAUUAAGGCAAAUACUGUCCAGAUGAAUGAUAAAGGUAUUCAUUCCUUCAAUUUUUAUGUUCCGUUCGCUAAUUUGAAAAUUAAAAUGUUUUCUACAAUCUCCCAGGAUUUUCUAUUUGGCAGCUCUGUGUAGGUGCGUGCCUUACAAGAAUAACCCUGGCCUGCCCGCUAAUCCCAGCCCUCUCAAUCUCACCACUAUUCGGAAAUGCACCGAGGAGGAGGACCUCCUAGAUUCCUAGAGAGAUCCGCCUGUGGUCUGGGGAGCCGGAAGCCCUUCCCGAGGCACUUCCUGUCCGGUCAUUGUUCUCUCCCCGCUUACUGCAGAGAGGCUCUAUAGUCUCAGUCCGAGAAACUGGCGCUGGCGUGCUGGGCCACCGUGGAACAGUACUCAUCUUGGCACUGGGAAGAAACUCAGAAGCCUUGGAGACUUGAAGAUUAGAUAGGGUGUGGCCAAUGUUGGGUAUUCCUCAGCUAUUCAAAGAUUCCCCAUUGAACAGAGAAGAUGACUGCAGAAUUGAAAAAGACUAUGGGCCGAGCCUCUUGGAGCCCAGUGAAGGUGAAAAAGGAAGAGGAUGAGGAUGAAAGUAUAAGUCAGGCAUCCGGUCAACAAGUGUACUCUGAGAAUGUCAAGGUCUGGGCCCCCGGGGAAGGUCCUUAUUUAAGCAUUGAUGUAUCAGAAGAGGAGGAAAAGGGUCAGAAAAUGUUCUGGGACAUGGCAGUGGUCCUAAAAGCAACACAGGAGGCUGCUGCACCCCUUGGGAGCUACUCAUUACCAGGGACUCUGGCCAAGAGUGAAAUCCUGGAGCAUCAUGGGAACCCAGCCCUGCUAGGUACUGAAACCAAGAACCUACAGUUACUGGUUCCUAAAACAGAGAUAUGUGAUGAAGCAGAGGAGCACCCCAUGAUUUUAGGAAGAAUCCAGAAAAGUGACCUUCAAGGACCUGAGCUAGGAGAAUCUUAUGAAAAGGGAAAUGUGUUAAAAAGGCAGAAAAUAAAGAGGGAAAAAAGAGAUAUAAGAAAAGUAACCAUGAAAGACUGUCCAUUGUCUGAAAGCUUCAGAGAAGACGAAGACCAGAAAUCUAGGAAGUCUAAGAGGAAAUAUAGCCUUAGUUCUGGUCCAGCUAAAAAUCAGAAAAUACAGCCUGGGCAAAAGCCUUUUACAUGUAGUGAGUGUGGGAAAGGCUUUAGUCAGAGUGCAAACCUUGUUGUGCAUCAACGAAUCCACACUGGGGAGAAACCCUUUGAGUGUCAUGAGUGUGGGAAGGCCUUCAUUCAGAGUGCAAACCUUGUUGUGCAUCAGAGGAUCCACACUGGACAAAAACCCUAUGUUUGUGCAAAAUGUGGGAAGGCCUUCACUCAGAGUUCAAAUCUGACUGUACAUCAGAAAAUUCACUCCUUAGAAAAAACCUUUAAGUGUGGUGAAUGUGAGAAAGCCUUCAGUUAUAGUUCACAACUUGCUCGGCACCAGAAAGUCCAUAUAACUGAAAAAUGCUAUGAAUGCAAUGAAUGUGGAAAAACAUUUACUAGAAGCUCUAACCUCAUUGUCCAUCAGAGGAUCCACACUGGGGAGAAGCCUUUCGCCUGUAAUGAUUGUGGCAAAGCCUUUACCCAGAGUGCAAAUCUUAUUGUGCAUCAGCGAAGCCAUACUGGUGAGAAGCCAUAUGAGUGUAAAGACUGUGGGAAAGCCUUUAGUUGUUUUUCUCACCUUAUUGUGCAUCAGAGAAUUCACACUGCAGAGAAACCUUAUGACUGCAGUGAAUGUGGAAAAGCCUUCAGUCAACUCUCUUGCCUUAUUGUCCACCAGAGAAUUCACAGUGGAGAUCUCCCUUAUGUGUGUAAUGAGUGUGGGAAGGCCUUCACUUGUAGCUCAUACCUACUCAUUCAUCAAAGAAUCCAUAAUGGGGAAAAACCUUAUACGUGUAACGAAUGUGGUAAGGCCUUCAGACAGAGGUCGAGCCUCACUGUCCACCAGCGAACCCACACGGGGGAGAAGCCCUAUGAAUGUGCAAAGUGUGGUGCGGCUUUCAUUUCUAACUCACACCUCAUGCGACACCACAGAACCCAUCUUGUUGAGUAGCAAGAAAGAGGGUAUUUCCCUGCUGUUGGUCAUAGCCUACUGCUCCCAAUAGUAGGCACCUCUGUUCUGCUUUAUUCUCCCUUUGGUAAAACAAAGCCUAUACCCUUUCAAGUUACUUUUCUGGAAGGGAAAGUAACACAAGCAUUUCAGAGGCUAAUUUAAAGAAAAUAAAACUUAAACAUCUAAAAGCCAA
This is a messenger RNA of Peromyscus leucopus (white-footed mouse), 2465 nucleotides long. It is a transcript of the gene Znf35, whose product is annotated as zinc finger protein 35. The record is from RefSeq and is a predicted model, not a curated record. Gene Ontology annotation, molecular function: RNA polymerase II cis-regulatory region sequence-specific DNA binding; DNA-binding transcription activator activity, RNA polymerase II-specific. Gene Ontology annotation, cellular component: nucleus. The coding region runs from base 698 to 2272 and encodes 524 amino acids. Gene Ontology annotation, biological process: regulation of transcription by RNA polymerase II. NCBI's taxonomy places the organism in Eukaryota, Metazoa, Chordata, Mammalia, Rodentia, Cricetidae. The transcript is spliced from 4 exons.